AUGGCAACGACAGAAAAAGGCCAAUUCAGCUACAACUCGGUGCCUCUUCCAGACGCCAACACUCACGUCCGUCUACUGGAGCUCUGCCCGGUUUCUGAUAAUAAAGACGAGCUCUAUUGCAAGCUAUACGCCGCGCCCGUUGCAGACUUGCCAAGCUACAGCGCUGUAUCGUAUGCUUGGGGCGAUAACACCAAACCCCACAGCAUCCGCAUCGUUGACUACGACCGGGCACCAACAUCGACGGAGGAAGGCUUGGACAAAGAGAAUGGGCACACAUGUCUCCUACCCAUCACAUCUUCACUGGAUACCUGUCUGCGUCAAUUCCGUACGUACAAGGAACUCCGCUUGACGCCUCUUUGGAUCGACCAGGUCUGUAUCAAUCAAGAUGAUGACGAAGAAAAGUCGUGUCAGAUUCAACUCAUGAAUCAGAUCUACUCAUCGGCAAAGGAAGUGUACGUCUGGCUUGGCCUGGAUGCUGAUGGCUCUGACGAGGUUUUCCAAGCCUUCCGCCAGGUUGCCGAGUGCAUGUGGGAUUCUGAACUUUUCGGCAAGGACCGGGCUAUAAAAUGGUUUCCUGCCCCUCGCGCCAUCUUCUACAACAGGAUAGACACCCCUGAGGUUGAAGAGUUGCUUCGGAAAGUCGUACCGAUAGUCGUCCCAUUGUUGCGGGAGAAGAAGUUCCUGGCUUGGUACAAGAGGAACUGGUUUUUACGGAUAUGGACAAUCCAAGAGUUUUGUCUCAAUCAGUACACCUUCUUUGUGUGCGGUGACAGAGCGGUCCUUGAUGAGGUUGUGCUACUGGUAUGGGAAGUAUUCCUCAUUCUCCCCGACUUCCACCACGACACAAGAUUCCGGAACGCCUUCAAAGACCAUCCUGAGAUCCUUUCGUUGGUGGAUUCGGUACCAGCAACCCUACUCCCACCCCCGAUGCAGCAUCUGUUUGACACAAAAGGGUCGUUGAAGCGUGGGAAACGCGCCUCUUUACGAGAACUACUCGUACAGGUGUCUACGCGGCUUGAUCUCGGCGACCACCGCGUCGAUAUUCUCUCAACAAAAUAUCGGGAUAGAGUUUAUGGGCUGCUUGGUCUAGUGGCCGAUGCCGAAGGGCUUGAUAUUCGGCCGGAUUACAGCAAGUCCACCACCUCCGCUGAGGUACUCACACAGACAGCGCGGAGUAUCAUCAAGACGGAAGGCAGCGUUUCCAUUCUCCGCUUUUCACAAUUUCCAAAACACAAUGUCGAGGAUCCUGACGAAGCCGGCCACUGCCAACCCGAGCAACUCCCGUCGUGGGCCCCAGACUGGGCGAACGGAACACAAUACAGCUACCAGUUCCUCGACAACGUAUUCUCAGCCUGUGGCAAAUUUUCAUCAACAGCCGACCUCAUUCCCACCUCCUCUCCAUCCAUUCUCGGCCUCCGGGGCCUGGUGGUCGACAAGAUCGAGGCCGUGGGCUUGCCCUGGCGUGCAGACUGGGGUCUGAAGGCCUACCACCGCUACAUCCUUCAGUACUUUGCCAUUAUCAAAGACAUGAAGCGUCGCUCAGCAGAAAAGAAUUCUUUUUCUAGCGAUAAUGACAAAAUAUACCCCAACCCCUCAAGACGCAACCAAUCAUUAUGGCGCCUGGCACUCGGCGACUGCUACGUGAACGGCCCCCAAAAACGAGGAAGGGCAACGGCCGAUGACAAACUACAAAAACUACAACAACAGCAACAGCAACAGCAAAGCGAAACCGGUAGCGGCAACAACAACGAACCAUCACCCCCCGAACUCGACCAGGAAACCCUCGAUUUCAUGGUCGAUCGCUGGGACGAGCUCCAGUCCAAAGGAUCAUACCUGAAUAACAUGAUGCGCAUGGACGGAAAACGUCCGUAUCUCACUGCUCAGAAGGGAUACCUGGGCAUGGCGCCCAAGCAUGCGCAACCCGGUGAUGUGGUGGUCCUGCUGUGUGGGGAUAGCAUACCGUAUGUGCUCAGGCCGGCAGGACAUGGAGAGGGUGACGACGACAAUCAUUACAGUACCUCUAGUAAUACGUACACUUUUGUUGGCGAGGCUUAUUGUGAUGGGAUCAUGGAUGGGGAGUUGGAGGGCAGGUUGGAGAGGGAGAGGCAGGAGUUUUUCAUUGAAUGA
Neurospora tetrasperma FGSC 2508 is the source of this 2127-nucleotide messenger RNA. RefSeq lists its product as uncharacterized. The record is from RefSeq and is a predicted model, not a curated record. Lineage: Eukaryota; Fungi; Ascomycota; Sordariomycetes; Sordariales; Sordariaceae. The coding region runs from base 1 to 2127 and encodes 708 amino acids. The transcript has 2 exons.